GCUCCAGAGCGCGCUACAGACGACCCCACAUUGAUCCUACCCGUUGUUCUAUCUACGCUUCCCUCCCACAGCAUCGUUUCUCUGGAGUUCCGAAACCACGUCCGCCACCAGAAGUCGCGCAGUCACCAUGCUAUCCAACUCCGCUCAACCCUUCCGCUUCAUGGACCUGCCCGGAGAACUGCGCAAUCAGAUAUACUCCCUGUUGCUAUGUUCGUUCGGAUUUCCAGUCGAACAGACGAUCGAAAACUUCCCUUUGCCUAUUGCAUCUGAUGGCCACCGCACAGACACAGCCAUCCUCCUCACCAAUCGUCGAGUCCAUCUUGAAGCCUACGACGUCAUGGUGAAAUCGAAUCGUUUCGUCGUUGUCCGCGCAUCUCCGCCUUCACCGCUCAUGGAAAUCCUCCAGGAGGGUGAUGUAACGGUCAUCACCCUCAACGAUCUGCAUAUCUCUCAGUUCAAAGGCCACAUGCUCUCAGUCACGUUAUCGAUGUCAACGUCUUCGCAUGAGCCGCCCAUGAUUGUCAUGCUGCUCGCCAGAGACAUGCAACUUCUCUGUGAGAACAUCAAUCGAAGCGGUUUUGAUACAAGUCUCAUAAUCGAUGUGGACGUCGCGCCUGUGCUCGGCGAGCCCACUCCAGUCUACAAAGAUACCUUCGACGCCUUCGUCUCGGAAGAAAUGCAACUCAGCCUACUCACUCCAUUCAGGACUUGCAUGCGAGGCUUCAAGAAUGUCCAUGUACACGGCCGUGUUUCGUCCGAAAUUGCGAUCGCGACGGCGGCGGACAUGUGCAAGGAUGAAUGGUCGGAUCCUAUCGAAACGCUUCACCAACUCCAAGGACUGAAAGAUCACGCAGAUGUGAAGUGGGACCAUGGCUCUCGCAUGGAAGCAUCAGGGGCAUGGUUUGAGUGCUUGGUAGAGAUUGGCCGUAUCCGCGAGUCGUCGUCCUGGAGCAAUCUUGUCUCAUUGGGAGCGGAUUCAUUCGUCGAUGCAAUUAUUGAGCUAAGGUUCUCAUGCUGCCACAGCAAUAACUAUGCUAUCAUAGCGAUGCUCAUCGAUGCGAUGGAGGGCGGCAAAGUUGGGAGGCUUAGGGACACUCUCGACAUGAUGUGGAGGCGUACUUUCACUGCCGCGGAAGAAUGCAUGGAGCCAAAUCUUUGGCAGGAAGGUCGCCAAUGGACGCCCUCAGAUGCUCGUAUUGCUAAGCUACUUUACCGACAAGCAAUAAUCGUUCUCCUAGACGGUAGUAUUGGCAACGCAGGCCACGCACUCGAGUUGAUCAAAAUUGCCCUCGAACUUUCGCCUCACGACAGAGAUAUUAUGAAAGGACAUGGCGCCAUACUUAAAUGGAUCGAUUCUGGCUGCAACUUCGAUGCCGAUGGGGCUUCAAUUCGCAUCCAUAUGUCUGACAAUGGAGACAUUACAGUCGAUUUGUAAUAUCAAGGUAGCGCCCAUAUGCAGUCUUUCCUCACGAGAUGCUCUGGUACCUACGUUG
This is a messenger RNA of Alternaria rosae, 1493 nucleotides long. RefSeq lists its product as uncharacterized. The record is from RefSeq and is a predicted model, not a curated record. The coding region runs from base 128 to 1435 and encodes 435 amino acids. The transcript has a single exon. NCBI's taxonomy places the organism in Eukaryota, Fungi, Ascomycota, Dothideomycetes, Pleosporales, Pleosporaceae.